UAUAUUUUUUAUUAGAACAAAAACGGUGUUGACUUUCGGUACUUCUUUGGGUCUGGUUUUUACACAUUUGCAAAUACUUAGUCUCAAGUCCCCAGUCCCGGCUCCAGAAUGCCCGGUCAAGCCCCGGCGAGUCAUGCCAGAGACUAUAAAAGUGUGAAUCUAUCCUUUCUGCUUUAGAUUGAUAUAUUAGGUGGUUGUCUAGUUGAGCGAUUGUUGUGAUUGUACAACUUUCGUAGCUCAAAUGGGAGAUUUAAAUGCACCAGGACCCCCUUCGUAGGACCCUUGCUUGAUAGCAGUACCAAUAGGAACUGAAGAGGCUAUCCUGGGUAUAUAUUUUCAGUAAUAACAGUUAAAAGGUAAAACAUCAAAUUCAAAUCUUUACUUUUUUACUUUGAAUUGGCCUAGAGCAAAUUGUAUGAUUUACCCCCAUUAAAAGAUAGUUGGUAUGUGUUAAUACCAUUCUGUUCACACAAGGGUAAGUUGUGCUGGUUUUCAAGAAGGAUCGUACUUGUUAGUUCUAGCAAAACUAAACGGGAAAAUAAAAAUGCAGAAGCUGCAACGCUACAUACUAUGGAGAAACAUCACGCCACCUGAAUGUAAUUACUUUAAAAUUGAUUCCAUAGGAACCUGGUACUAGUUUGUUCAAAUCAAACUGAUUUGAUUAAAAAAAAUGGGGCCUUUGAAGUCACACUAUAUUAUACAUCGUGAUUAUAUCUGUGCAAUAUUUUGUACGAAAAUAUACAAUUUUGUACAAUUAAUUGUCUACAACAUAUUGUAGCAGUGGAAACUUCCUGUAUCUCAGGUAGAAGUAAUUACUCAAUAUGAAGAAAAUAUGUUAGGUAUUACCUCAAUCAGUUGGAAUUUUGGUUGCAAAGACAUUUGUCCUGUAGUUCUUAAUAAAUUUAAAAAAGUGUUGACUAUUAUAUAAAGAACAGUGCUGCGAAUGUCUGCUUUAGUUGCAGUCAAUACAUUUAGAAGCAUCGUAGAAUAUCACUGAAAAUGCAAAGAAAAAUGAUUCGAAUUCAACAUUUCACAAGGGAAUUGUUUGCAAAACAAAUCAAUUUAUCGAAAUGUGUGGAAAUGUCGACGGGUCAAACACAUGCUCGGCAUGGAUCCGGAUCAUAUUGGACUUCCUUGCAUCCAGCAGAAUAUGACAAACAGGCCAUUGCUGAAAAUAACUAUGACUCGAAUGGUUCUAUGCAAAGUAGAUUGAUAAAUAUGGGCAAAUUGGAUUGGGUUGUUGAAGUAAAGAUUCCCAUUAACGAUCCAUAUCUGCAGAAGAUAAAUAUCGAACAUCGAGAUAUUUAUAUUUACAAAAAGAAAAUGAAUUUAGGCGACUUCGAACACAAAAUUGACAAAUUUGAAAACUUCAAAUUUAUUGAAAAUGUCAGUGAUCUUGGUGAUUAUUUUUGUUACUUAGACGAAUAUUUUAACGAAAAAUAAGUCAAAUUUGUUCGAUAAAACAGCAACUUGUAGGUAUUUCGUUACGGAACGGAAUGUUUAAUAACAUGGAAAUAACUUUAGUGUCGUAAA
Molecule: messenger RNA, 1533 nt
Organism: Hydractinia symbiolongicarpus
Lineage: Eukaryota; Metazoa; Cnidaria; Hydrozoa; Anthoathecata; Hydractiniidae
Exons: 3
Coding region: 1000-1443 (147 amino acids)
Source: RefSeq, a predicted model, not a curated record